Molecule: messenger RNA, 399 nt
Organism: Trichophyton rubrum CBS 118892
Lineage: Eukaryota; Fungi; Ascomycota; Eurotiomycetes; Onygenales; Arthrodermataceae
Exons: 3
Coding region: 1-399 (132 amino acids)
Source: RefSeq, a predicted model, not a curated record
AUGAGCUUUCCCAACCUGGGAGUACCUUUCCUUAUCCCCAUGUCAACCACAGCAUACCUCAUCCUUUUGAUGUCUAGUACUGUCGAGACCAUCCUCAGUCAUGACAGCAGAGAAGGUUUUCACACAGUACAUCAUCUCAACCCCAAGGCCAACUACGGGCAGAUGCUCACCGUCUGGGACGUGGUGAUGGGCACAUACCAAAACCCCCUGGGUUGUUUUCGGGGAGGGCCUGUGGGACCCCUGAGAAUCACGCGAAAGAGCCGGCUGGUUUAUGAGCUCUGGAAGCGUGUCGGGAGAGACAACAUUUACAAAUACAUUGAUGACGCAUGGGGAAUAGGAGGGAUUGGGUCAGUUUCGGUCAAUGCGGACGGCGUUUUCGAGGUGAAUACGCCGUGGUAG